This is a messenger RNA of Spirodela intermedia, 1343 nucleotides long. The record is from the annotation of a GenBank genome assembly. Lineage: Eukaryota; Viridiplantae; Streptophyta; Magnoliopsida; Alismatales; Araceae.
AUGGCCGCCGUCGCCACCGCUAGAUCCGUCCUCCGCGCGGCUACUCUCCGUAACGCCGCUCCGAGGGUCGCCUCGGCCGCGGGAAGAGCGGUUGGCCGACCCGCCGCUCGCCUCCGGCCCUCUGGUGAUGCCUCACGGAUCCUGAUCAGGUAGAGUUUGCUCCGUCGAACCUGAUUCCUGUUCUCAGCCGCAUUCGAUAUUUCUAUUAAUUUUUGUAUAUGUCGAUCCGUAGGUCGCCCGCUGAGAUGAGUAGCUUCUGCGUGGAGUCUCUCAUGCCGAUGCACAGUGCCACGGCGUCCGCCCUGAUGACUUCGAUGCUAGCUGUCUCUCGCCGUGGCUACGGAUGGCUCUUGGAAGGUACUAUAGCAUAUUACAACGUUGUUAGCUGGAUGUCUUGGUCUGCUUGCGUAUUUCUACUGUUCUUGAUUAGGUGGUCUAUCUGCAGAUGAAGUCUGUGGCUGAAUGCUUGUCAUAAAUACACAAUUUUUGUAUCGUCAUUAUUUUGUUUUUUAAUGGAAUUGAUCACUGAAGAUUAUUACUUUCUGUGUAAUGUGAUGUUGCCUAAUUUUAUGCCUUGCUCAAUUUAUUUGGACACCCCUUUUAUUUCGUUGUGAUUUUAUCGUCUGUUCAUAAUAAGUAGAAAGAAGUCUGGGGUGCGUUUGCCCACCUAACUCCCCUUUCCUUGUGUUUCUUAGAUGAGCAGAUAGGGAGAUGGAGUUAGUUUCACCUCGUCAAGUUAGGUCUUCAACUAAUAUCUUCGUUAUUCAAGCGAAUCAUACGUAAUACAAUUGCUCUAGGGCUACAUAAUUAUGCAAAACCGACAAGAAGGGAGUUGAAGUCAUCAAAUAUGUGAAAAAUAUGUAGAAAACCUUGAAAGAGAAGGAGAUAGACUAUUUUCACUGAAAAAUGUAUUAGGCUCUCUCUGACGUUGGUGAAAUGUACCUAAAGAGUGAUUACAUUGCAUACUGGUUCCUUAUGUUUUUGUCGUUCAGAAGCAUCCAUCUGCGAAAAUUCUUCCUUUUCUAUGUGUACAGACACCGACAUUUUUCACCAAGUCUUAGAAUCUUCAUUACAUCUAGGUCGGUGUUACUUCUUUGUUUCUGUGUAAUUUCCAUGGAUCAUUUUCAGUUCCCUGGAAAUGUCGUGUUUCCUUCCCUCAGCUCUCAGACAUUGUAUUUUGUUUCAUAUCAUUAAUUGCUUUUGUUUUUCUUCUUAAUUUCAAGUGAGUUAUUGGGGAUUGUUGAUUCCAUGGGCUUUUGUCUCCAUCUAUUCCUCUGCUUUUGAUUUACUAUUAGCACGACAAACAUAUUUGUAAAACAUGAAAAGCGGAAAGAACUAGAUGA